Molecule: messenger RNA, 1692 nt
Organism: Oncorhynchus masou masou (cherry salmon)
Lineage: Eukaryota; Metazoa; Chordata; Actinopteri; Salmoniformes; Salmonidae
Product: putative protein FAM47C
Exons: 9
Coding region: 1-1692 (563 amino acids)
Source: RefSeq, a predicted model, not a curated record
AUGGCAUCCUGGUCUGUGGAGGAGAUUAAGGAGAGAACAUCCUGGACUUGGGACGACAUAAUAGCAGGAGAGAAGAGCCUGCCAUGGAGGCAGGCGGAAGCAGCAAAGGAGGGACAGCGACGAGGUCGGCGAGUGCAUGUCCCCAGUCAGGUCCAUCCUGUUGCUGCUUCUUGCACUUGCCCUGAGGUGCGUGUCACCAGCCCGGUGCCACCUGUACCGGUCCCAGGCAUCAGGCCUCCAGUGCGCCUCCCCAGUCCAGAGCUUCCAGCGACAGUUCCCAGUCCAGCGCUUCCGGCAACGUUUCACAGUCCGGAACCUCCUAAGACGGUCCACAGUCCGGACCUCCUGAGACGUUCUACAGUCCGGAACCUCCUAAGACGUCCGGAACCUCCUGAGACGGUCCACAGUCCGGAACCUCCUGAGACGGUCUACAAUCCGGAACCUCCUAAGACGGUCUACAGUCCGGAACCUCCUAAGACGGUCUACAGUCCGGAACCUCCUAAGACGGUCUACAAUCCGGAACCUCCUAAGACGGUCCACAGUCCGGAACCUCCUGAGACGGUCCACAGUCCGGAACCUCCUGAGACGACGGUCUACAGUCCGGAACCUCCUAAGACGGUCUACAGUCCGGAACCUCCUAAGACGGUCUACAAUCCGGAACCUCCUAAGACGGUCUACAGUCCGGAACCUCCUGAGACGGUCCACAGUCCGGAACCUCCUGAGACGACGGUCCACAGUCCGGAACCUCCUGAGACGGUCCACAGUCCGGAACCUCCUGAGACGGUCCAGAGUCCGGAACCUCCUCAGACGGUCCACAGUCCGGAACCUCCUGAGACGUUCUACAGUCCGGAACCUCCUAAGACGGUCCACAGUCCGGAACCUCCUGAGACGGUCCAGAGUCCGGAACCUCCUCAGACGGUCCACAGUCCGGAACCUCCUGAGACGUUCUACAGUCCGGAACCUCCUAAGACGGUCUACAAUCCGGAACCUCCUGAGACGGUCUACAGUCCGGAACCUCCUGAGACGGUCCACAGUCCGGAACCUCCUGAGACGACGGUCUACAGUCCGGAACCUCCUGAGACGGUCCACAGUCCAGAACCUCCUAAGACGGUCUACAGUCCUGAACCUCCUAAGACGGUCUACAGUCCGGAACCUCCUGAGACGGUCCACAGUCCGGAACCUCCUGAGACGACGGUCCACAGUCCGGAACCUCCUGAGACGGUCCACAGUCCGGAACCUCCUGAGACGGUCCAGAGUCCGGAACCUCCUCAGACGGUCCACAGUCCGGAACCUCCUGAGACGUUCUACAGUCCGGAACCUCCUAAGACGACGUUCUACAGUCCGGAACCUCCUGAGACGGUCUACAGUCCGGAACCUCCUAAGACGGUCUACAAUCCGGAACCUCCUAAGACGGUCUACAGUCCGGAACCUCCUGAGACGGUCUACAGUCCGGAACCUCCUGAGACGGUCUACAGUCUAGAACCUUCUAAGACGGUCUACAAUCCAGAACCUCCUAAGACGGUCUACAGUCCGGAACCUCCUAAGACGGUCUACAGUCCGGAACCUCCUAAGACGGUCUACAAUCCGGAACCUCCUAAGACGAUCUACAAUCCGGAACCUCCUAAGACGAUCUACAGUAAGACCCAGGCCCUGCGUUUGGAGUGCUGCCCUCUGUGCUCGGGGUCAGAGUGA